This is a messenger RNA of Gamsiella multidivaricata, 1563 nucleotides long. RefSeq lists its product as uncharacterized. The coding region runs from base 157 to 1518 and encodes 453 amino acids. Gene Ontology annotation, cellular component: membrane. The transcript is spliced from 4 exons. The record is from RefSeq and is a predicted model, not a curated record. Gene Ontology annotation, biological process: regulation of peptide transport. NCBI's taxonomy places the organism in Eukaryota, Fungi, Mortierellomycota, Mortierellomycetes, Mortierellales, Mortierellaceae.
AUUUUUGGUGGCAAAGAACUGAGUAUUCCACGUGACACCCGAUCCGGUUGAAAUGAAAUACAUACAGACUAUUGCCACUCUUCUUCUCACAACCACCACUUUUUUUUUGUAUCAAACACCCAUCCCGGCUUUUCAUCAAUUGGGACUCCGGACACCAUGGGGAUACCGCGUUACGCCGUCGGGAUCCUGGCGCUACUCUCUGUCGUCUGCAUCUGGGUCUCGUCCAGCUUCUUGAUGAAUAACAUUUUCGCGGGCCAGAACUACAACAAGCCGUUCUUUAUCACCUAUAUCAACACUGCAUCCUUCUCGCUCUAUCUCGUCGGGCCUCUCCUUCGACAUUGGUAUGCAGCUUAUAGCAGGAAAAGAAGGUCAGGGACCAAGAAGUCGUCAUCAGAUCUUAUUUCGCAGGACAUUCCCACUUUCAGAUCAUAUGGGAGUAUGACUCAGGGAGAGUCGAGCGGUGUGUCCCACGAUUCACCAUUAGAUACCUCACCAACCUCCAGCAGAAGCGUAUCCGUAGAAAGUGCAUUGGAGCAUGGAUCAGAUCUACACACCCCAGAGGAGACUACAGCAGCAUCACCACCACUGACACCCCUGACGCACAGGGAGAUCGCCGAGGUCAGUUUUGCGUUCUGCAUCCUUUGGUUCGCAGCCAACUGGGCGACGAACGCCUCAUUGGCCUAUACCACCGUAGCGAGCUCAACGAUCCUCGCCUCCAUGUCUGGAUUCUUCACCCUCGCGAUCGGAGCCAUGCUCAAGACCGAGACCUUCAGCACCCUCAAAUUAAUCGCCGUCUGUGCCAGUGUCGUGGGUGUGGCACUCGUGAGUGAAUCCGACCGAGGAGAGAACUUGACGGACGACCGCAGCACCGAUAUUGGAAACAUGGUCAUCAUCGACCCCACGCAACCCAGCGCUCCAUUGUUUGGCGAUCUCCUCGCGUUGAUGUCCGCGAUCCUCUAUGGCUGCUACACCGUUCUGUUAAAGAUCCGGAUCCAGAACGAGAGUCGCGUCAACAUGUCGCUGUUCUUUGGAUUCGUGGGACUGUUCAACCUGUUCCUGCUUUGGCCCAUGUUCGGGGUCCUUCACUGGACGGGCAUCGAACCGUUUGAGUUGCCCAAGGACAGCAAGAUCGUCUGGAUGAUUGGUGUGAAUGCCCUGGUUGGCACAUUUGUUUCCGACUAUCUCUGGCUCCUCAGCAUGUUGAUGACAUCUCCUCUUGUCGUUACUCUUGGUCUCUCUCUGACGAUCCCCUUAGCGUUGAUCGGGGAUGUACUAGGUUAUGGACGCGUCCUCGGACCCGCCUACUGGAUCGGAGCCGCCCUUGUCCUGGCCGGGUUCUUUGGCGUCAACGGCGUCACACUGAGUGAGCAUCGAAACGAAACAGAGCGUCAGGAAGAUGUCGCGAUCCGUCCUGCGACCUCGGCACUUGUCUCGCAAGAAGGCGAGGAUCGAUCAUUGGCGGGAACGGUGUCUGAAGAGACGAACGAUGAGAUGCAACGGCUCCUGCCACAUGCAUAGCCCGCUAAUAUAUAGAAAUUCUGUUCAAUGUGGCACCGACCAGCU